Molecule: messenger RNA, 1403 nt
Organism: Carica papaya (papaya)
Lineage: Eukaryota; Viridiplantae; Streptophyta; Magnoliopsida; Brassicales; Caricaceae
Source: RefSeq, a predicted model, not a curated record
UGAAACAGAGAUAAAUUAAUAAAGUCAAACUGCAAUAAAUCAAUUGGGCCGGCACCAAGAGAGACAAAAAAUCAUGGCUGACAUUAAUAUGAUGCUGAAGAUCUUUCCUUUAUGAAACAAUAAUGCAAAUCAUUAAUUAAAAAAGAAAAAUGAAGUUUCUGAUGGAGAUGGACAUGCAGUCUUCCUCUUUCGACUGAUAUUUUUUUAAGUUUAAGAAAAGCCGCCAAUCCUGAUGAUUAUUGAUGUGUUGAAUCUAAAAGCCAGAUUCCAACAAGACAUGACAAUUAUUGAAUUUAUUUAAAGAAUAUCUACUCGUUGAGAAAAAAGCUAAAAGCUAAAAGCUAAAACCCACAACUUCAUCAUCUCUCAAUCUGCUUACGAUUAUGGCAGCAGCUAAGCGAAUUUCCCAUGCUAACACAUCUUCACCAUAUUCUUCUGGGUAUAAAGCUUCUAAGAAACCAAGGAGCGCAGUUACACAACUUACCAGCUUGUUCUUACUCUUGAUCCUCCUGUUUCCAAUUACUGUGGUGCGGGGUUUAUCUGGGCAGCAGCAAAGAUUAAAGCAGGGAAGCUCUUUGUCUGUUGAGAAUCUGAAUAACUUGCUGGUUUCUCCUAAGGGGACUUUCUCAAGUGGAUUCUAUAAGGUGGGAAAAAACGCCUAUUGCUUUUCAAUCUGGUUCACCAAUUCUUUUGACAAAACUGUUGUUUGGAUAGCAAAUAGAGAUAAUCCUGUUAAUGGAAAGAAUUCUCGGUUGACCAUCCAUGGAAAUGGCAACCUGGCCUUAACUGAUGGUGAUGGUUCAACUGUAUGGUCGACCAAUACAUUUUUGGAAUCAGGAGAAGAAGUAAGGCUUCUUGAAACUGGCAAUCUGGUAUUAACCAACAAAGCAGGGAGAAUCAUUUGGGAGAGUUUCAAAUUUCCUACAGAUACCCUGCUUGCAUUGCAGCCACUUACCAAGAAUACAACCUUGGUCUCUGCAAGAAACCAAGGUAAGUUCCUAUCAGGAUUCUACAACUUGAAAUUUGAUGAUAACAAUGUCUUGAAUCUUGUCUACAAUGGUCCUCAAAUUUCCAGCGUUUAUUGGCCUAGUAACAUUGUCAAUGUUUUCGAUAGCGGUAGAACACCUUAUAAUAGCACCAGGAGAGCAAUUCUGCAUGAAGAUGGACGGUUUGCUUCUAGUGAUAAUCUCAUAUUCAACGCAUCUGAUUCGGGAGCCAGGCUGAAUAGGCGCUUGACAUUGGAUCAUGACGGGGUUGUGAGAUUGUACAGCUUAGACGAGUCAACCGGCCUGUGGAACAUCUCAUGGCAGCCUGGUGGUCUUAACACUUGCCUGGUUCAUGGAUUGUGUGAGCAUAUGCCGUUUGCACUUAUAAAACCCAAAAACCACUUGCACCUGCCCUGA